UCUCUAUCUCUAUCUCUAUCUCUCUCUAUAAAUACUCGAAUCGUUGUUUGUAUAGGUCCCUUUGCUCAUCUGUCAUAGAGAGCAAUUUGGAGAGACUAUGUCGAUUGCUUUAGAGAGUAAUGGGAUCCAACGGUCUGGAUCUCAUAAAGUGUCGUGUAUUGCGAUCUACGACUCGCACGAAUCGGGUAGGUUUUCUACUGCAGAUGGGCGAUUUGAGGCGACGAAGAAUUUGGUGGAGGACAGACAUGAUGCGGUGGUUGAGAGCUCGUCAUCUUCAUCGUCGAUUGGGAGGAAUAGUGAUGUCUCGUUGGACGGAGAUCCGAAUUCCGGCGAUGGCGAGGAGGUUCAGAGCGAGUUUAAAGGGCCAUUGGAUAGUUUGGAUGCCUUGGAGGAAGUUUUGCCUAUCAAGAGAGGCAUAUCAAAGUUCUAUUGUGGCAAAUCAAAGUCUUUCACGAGUCUUGCUGAUGCUGCAUCUUGUUCCACCAUCAAAGAUAUUACUAAACCAGUAAAUGCUUACUCUAGAAAACGCAAGGACUUGCUAGCUUACAGUAAUUUCUGGGACAAGAAUCGUAAUCACCUUUCUAGAAGUAAUACUGGUGGGAUAUCAAAGAGGCCUCUCAACUCUAGCAGAAGUACAUUGGCUCUUGCAGUGACCAUGAGCAGCUCUGAGAGCAUUAAUAAUGGCGAAAGCUCCGACUCAAACUCAUCAUCUCCCAAUCUGUGUCUUCCUCCUCUGCCCCCACACUGUAGAAGAUCACCCGACAAAGAAUCAUCUUCAUCACCUCUUACACAGAAUCUCUAUCCAUGGCGAUCUUUCUCUCUGUCUGAUCUGCAAUGCGCUGCCACUGCAACUUCCAGUAUCACUGGCUUAGUGAUUAAUAGCCGAGUCAAGGAGGACAAACUAAAUUGACAUCUAGAUUUAUUUUUUGUAAAAUUGCCCUAUGAAUCCACAAUUGGAUUAAUGUUCAAGGGUGUGGUGAUGCAAAAUCUAAUUUUGUGUGGAUUUUCAUGGUGGUGGGGCUUUAUAAAGAGUUUCCUAGUUUGAUCUUGUGUUUCUGCAUAUUGUAGUACUUGUUUUCAAUGUACCACACUCCGGCAAUUUUAGAAAAUAAUGUCUGCAGUGUGUUGUCCAUUUUUUUCUUACUUGCCCAGUGUUAUAAAAUGUGUUGAAUGCUUCUCUUGUAUAAAUCCAAGAAGAUUCAAUCUUGUUUUAUCCUCCUUUCAUAUCAGCUUGUAUUGUCUUUUACGAAAUCAAUUUCUUUCGAACAAGGCAAAUGGUUCACUAGAGACAUUGAGUGGCUAUA
Ilex paraguariensis (yerba mate) is the source of this 1304-nucleotide messenger RNA. The record is from the annotation of a GenBank genome assembly. NCBI's taxonomy places the organism in Eukaryota, Viridiplantae, Streptophyta, Magnoliopsida, Aquifoliales, Aquifoliaceae.